Molecule: messenger RNA, 2585 nt
Organism: Pogonomyrmex barbatus (red harvester ant)
Lineage: Eukaryota; Metazoa; Arthropoda; Insecta; Hymenoptera; Formicidae
Gene: ABCD
Product: ATP binding cassette subfamily D
Biological process (GO): peroxisome organization; long-chain fatty acid import into peroxisome; fatty acid beta-oxidation
Cellular component (GO): peroxisomal membrane
Molecular function (GO): ATP binding; ABC-type transporter activity; ATP hydrolysis activity
Source: RefSeq, a predicted model, not a curated record
AUCUGUGCUGAUUCAUAGGUCGCUUAUUAUUUCAUCAAAUCCCAACGGUCGAUUGCGUAUCGCCGAGCGAAAUAGUCCAACUCAUUCACUGGCGCAAAACACUAAUGUAGGAAACGAGAGAACCAGUACCGAUGUCAGUGGAAGUCGAAGACAGUGGAAGUCGUAGAGAGGGCCGCGCGGGAGAAGCGAGCAACCGAGAGAAGCGAGCUAGUCGCGGGGAUAUAUACGACGUGGAUCGUGGGUUCUCCAUCGCGCGAGAGUAAGCUGGCUUAGUUGCCAGCUGGUGGCCGGCGCGGGCGGUCACGCGUGCGUCUCACGCAAUCGCGCGCGCGCGCAUGUGUGUGUGUGUGCGUGUAUGCGUGUGUGUACAAGCGAAAAAUAGGCGCUCUUUGCUCUGCCCGGCUGAAGUAAAGAGCGGCGUGGACCGCAACGAAGCGUGGCCGAGGCGGAGUUGCGGUCGUAGAUGCGUCCAUUAUCGCUACCGUUAUCGUGAUUCUCGCGUGAUAGCGCGGGAUGCGCGCUAUUAGGUUUUGCUAAUUCGCCAGUAACCGCCAGUCCGGUCCGAGGACACCGGAGAAACACCGGAGGAAAUGUCGUCGGUGUUCUCGAAGCUGAUCGACGGCGCGUCCGCGCGCUACGGCGUGCGUCAGGAGACGCUGACGUGCGGCGUCGCCGGCGCGGCCACGGCGCUUUAUCUUCUGAAGCUCGCUUAUCCGCACAUCGUCACGCGUAUCAAAGAGUCCGCACGGAACAGAAGUCACGAACGUCACGGCUCGAAACACAAUGGAAACAAUGACGUACUCCGAAGCGAUCUUCCCGGCAAUAAUCCCACCGGAAAUGGCGGAAAAAAACAAAGAUUGUCCGUCGGAUUGGAUCGCGAUUUUUUCCGACAGCUGAUGAUGUUGUUGAAGAUUAUGGUGCCGGGAUGGCGUACACGAGAGAUGGGUUUAUUGGCAUGCGCAACAUUGACGUUGCUGGCGAGAACUUUCCUCUCGGUAUACGUAGCCGAACUCGAGGGUCAGAUUGUGAAGAGGAUAGUUUUGCGCGACGUGCGCGGUUUCGGACUGAUGCUCGGACGAUGGUUCGCCAUCGCUUUGCCCGCCACCUUCGUCAACUCCGCCAUCAGAUAUCUCGAGGGUCGGCUGGCACUUAGCUUUAGGGAACGUCUGGUGAAGCACGCCUAUAAGAUGUACCUGAGUCAACAGACUUACUAUAGGGUAUCAGCUUUAGACACUAGGCUUGGCGGUGCCGAACAAAGACUGACAGAUGACUUGUCGGAGUUAGCUAGUUCCGUAGCACAUUUGUAUUCUAGUUUAACAAAGCCGCUGUUAGACUGUGCUUUAGUCGGUAUAGCGCUUAUUUCGUUUUCGCACAAAAUGGGAGCAAAGACAAUACCAGGACCACUAUUAGCGGCAGGGGUUAUUGCUUUAACCGGGCAAGUUUUGCGUUUUGCUUCACCGAAAUUCGGCCAACUAGUUGCCGAAGAAGCGGCGCGCCGUGGAAAAUUAAGAGAGGCACACGCUCGUAUUAGUGCGCAUGCAGAAGAAAUCGCAUUCUAUGGAGGCCACGAUACAGAAUAUCGUUAUCUGAACUCCGCUUAUAAAUCUUUAGUAAAGCACUUGCACCGUAUUCUUGCUGUAAAACUGUGGUAUGUGAUGCUGGAACAGUUUCUCAUGAAGUAUGUGUGGUCAGGCACGGGACUUCUCGUUAUCGCCAUGCCGUUGCUUUACAAUACAGCUACGUCGUCGGGAAGUGGGAUGAUUAAUACAGAUAGCGAUGGUGGCGUUAGUGAGCGAACAAGAUAUUUGACCACUUCAAAAAAUCUCUUGAGCUCUGGAGCCGAUGCUGUCGAACGACUGAUGUCAUCUUACAAAGUAUAUAUCUUAAACCAGGUGACCACCUUUAAUCACCGGCCGAAUGGUUGUGGUAAGAGCUCUCUCUUCCGUAUCAUUUCCGGUCUCUGGCCCGUUUAUGAUGGAACUCUCGUCAGACCAGCCGAAAGAAAUUCUGCUGAGCAUGGCAGACCCGCUCUAUUUUAUAUCCCACAGAAACCCUAUAUGACAGUGGGUUGUCUUCGAGAUCAAAUCAUCUAUCCAGCGCACUCUAGAUCAGAAAAUUGCUCAGAUGACGAGCUAUUACAAUUAUUAGAUGAUGUGGAUCUACGAAGUAUUGUAGAACGAGAACCGGAAGGUUUUGAUGCUCUCGGUGAUUGGGAUUCCACUCUAUCGGGUGGUGAGAAACAACGACUUGCGAUGACACGACUUUUUUAUCACGCUCCACAAUACGCUUUGUUAGACGAAUGCACAAGUGCUGUCAGUCUCGAAGCAGAAGGAAUAAUAUACGAAACCGCGAAGAAAAAAGGAAUCACUUUGUUGACCAUCACUCAUCGAGUGGCGUCGCUCGCUAAAUACCAUAAAUUAUUAUUGAGAUUCGAUGGAGAAGGUGAUUGGACCUUCGGUCCAUUAGAUAUAAAUGGAUUACCGACACAAUUAAAUCAGGAAGCUAACAAAAAAGAAAUAGAGCAAGAAAAGGCGAAGACUGGCCACUAUCACAUGUUGCAUGUAUGUAGAAUACUUUAUCUGUGA